CAUCCACCAUCCAUCAUCCACCAUCCGCCAUCCGCCAUUGCAAUCCGCCGUGGCCCGCAGCCGCUGUCUUGUCCGCUCCACACGCAACUAUGAUCAUCAGAGCCAGAACACCCGAAGGCCAGCUCCGAAUCGAAAUCGAACCCUCAAGCAGCGUCGCCGAGCUUGUUCAGAAGAUCGUCAAGGCUGGCUCGUUCUCAUCGCGGAUUGAUGUGUUCCUGGAUCCACCUCAAUCCAAGAGCCUUGCGGCUCGCAUUGAUGUAUCGCUCGCAUCUGUGCCUCUGAGGCACGGAGAUAUGGUGUAUGUGGCUUUCGCCAAGGAUGGAGACGUCCAGACGCCCGCACCCCGUGUCGUCGACACUGCGCGGCCGCUGAUUGUCGAGCAGGACCCUGUCGACAACAUUUUGGAGAAGCAGAAGGGCAUCGUCAAGCGCGAUCGAGAUGUCAGAUUCUGCCGUCACGGCUCCUCAGGGAUGUGCGACUACUGUAUGCCGCUCGAGCCCUAUGACGCCAAGUACCUUGAAGAGAACAAGAUCAAGCACAUGUCCUUCCACGCCUACAUCAAGCAGCUCACUGCCCAAAGCAAGGCCACGAGCUCCAAGUUCAUUCCGCCGCUGGACGACUUUGACUUUUCUGUCAAGAUGCCAUGUCCGUCCAAGAGCCACGACCCCUAUCCCAACGGCAUCUGCACAAAAUGCCAGCCCUCAUCAAUCACCCUUCAGCCCCAGGGCUUCCGCAUGGUCGAUCACAUCGAGUUUGAGGAUCCAAGCAUCAUCGAGAACAUUGUCCAUUUCUGGCGCACGACCGGAACACAGCGGUUUGGCUAUUUGUACGGACGAUACGAGGUCUACGACAAGGUCCCGCUCGGCGUCAAGGCAAUCGUAUGCGCUGUGUACGAGCCACCGCAGCUCAACGAGCACGACGCCAUCCAGCUCUUGCUUCCGGAUGCGGCCGAGGCCAAGAUCGACCAGGUUGCCAAGCAGCUAGGGCUUUGUCGUGUGGGCAUGAUCUACACCGACCUGCUCGAUAGCGGCAAGGGCAAUGGGUUGGUUGUGUGCAAGCGCCACGAAGCAUCGUACUUCCUGUCGUCGGCCGAGUGUCUCUUCUCAGCAGAGAUGCAGAACAAGCACUUGACCAAGACCCGGUAUGCGCCGACGGGCACGUUUGGCAGCCGCUUCGUGACCUGCGUGAUUACAGGCAACCGGGAAGGCGCCAUCGAUAUUGAAUCCUAUCAGGUUUCCAACGUUGCCAUGGCAAUGGAGCGUGACAAGAUCGUCGAGGCUUGUGUAAAGCCUGACUUGAUGCGGGUCCAAGCCUCGACAUCCGAAAAGUACGUCCCAGAGGUGUUCUACAAAUACAAGAACCAGUACUCGAUCAUGGUCAAGGAGCCUGCCAAACCCACGUUCCCGGUCGACUAUCUGCUGGUGACGGUCACGCACGGAUUCCCGCAGACACCGGCUCCGUUCUUUGACAAGCAGAAUGCGUUCCCGAUCGAGAACCGCGAUGCACUUGGCGUCGAUGCCGGUCUUACGGCGCUGGAGAAGCGCCUGAAGCAAUACGACCGCGAUUUGGUCCAGGCCCUCUCGGACUUUCAUGCGCUGCUGUUCCUCUCUCAGUCUGGCAUCCUGGAGGAGAACGAAGUCCGCCUGAUGCUCGACGUUGUGCGAACCAAGGAUGCAGGAGCAGCAGCGCAGCUGAGCCACAGCGGAGGCUGGAUGUCCAUGCUGGAAAUCGCAAAGCAAACCAGCAGUGGCCAGCAGCAGCGCGGCACCGGGUCCGCCCACAAUGCCGCUGGAUCGUCGGCUCCGCCUCCCGUCGAGUGGGACUGUCGGCACUGCACCUUCAGAAACAGCGGCGGCCACGACAGCUGCGACAUUUGUGGGCUGCCGAGAGAUUAGAGCAGCGCCCCCGAGCGACCGCAACGACGGAUACCUUACUUGGCCGGCGUGGCUCGCUCCAUGUGCCGCUGUCUGGAGACAGAAGUCGGCCUUGGUGACAAUAUACAGCUCGCUCGCCCAAGCGUGGGGCAGUCGUCCCGUCCGCACCACACACCUUGUAUUUUGCCUGGAGUGUUGGAGGAGCGAUCUGGAGCUCGUAUCUUGCCUUGCCUCGGCCAGAGCACGUUCGGCGCUCGCAGUUCAUAGAGUCGGAAAUACA
Molecule: messenger RNA, 2154 nt
Organism: Polychytrium aggregatum
Lineage: Eukaryota; Fungi; Chytridiomycota; Chytridiomycetes; Polychytriales
Product: NPL4 family-domain-containing protein
Exons: 8
Coding region: 90-1895 (601 amino acids)
Biological process (GO): ubiquitin-dependent protein catabolic process
Cellular component (GO): nucleus
Molecular function (GO): ubiquitin protein ligase binding; ubiquitin binding
Source: RefSeq, a predicted model, not a curated record